Scatophagus argus is the source of this 4597-nucleotide messenger RNA. It is a transcript of the gene apoob, whose product is annotated as apolipoprotein O, b. Gene Ontology annotation, cellular component: MICOS complex. The transcript has 9 exons. Bases 107 to 760 code for a protein of 217 amino acids. Lineage: Eukaryota; Metazoa; Chordata; Actinopteri; Scatophagidae. The record is from RefSeq and is a predicted model, not a curated record. Gene Ontology annotation, biological process: cristae formation.
CAUGCGACUAGCGAACUUUUAAGCCUUGAGUCUUGUGUAAAACGCACAUGCGCAGUUUAGUUUGUCCUCCGGCUGCCGUAGAAAAGCGAAAGCAUUGUGGACGAAAAUGUCAUAUGGGAAACUGGUGUCGCUGUGUGUCGGAGCUCCAGGUCUUACGGGCCUGUUUUGCGGCCCGGUGCUGGCUGCCAGUGAGGAGAAGAAGACCUCACAGUCUAUACUGAACCUUGACGAGUUGCCGUCAUUAUACACCAGACCUGAAGCACAGCCUCAGUAUGUGGAACCAGAGACGAUGCCCUUAGAGGAGAGCGUUGCAUCGCUGAGGAAAUGGGCCGAACCGUACACAAACCAGUGUCAGCAAAUGGGCCAGACUGCAAAGGAGAAAUUCGAGCAAGUAUACAAGACUAUGGAGCCCCCAGUCAACACAUCCAUAACAGCAGUCACAGAUGCAUACCAGUUCCUCAGUGACCCUCCUCCUCACCUCUACCCCAGUGUGGCGGUGGUGGGCUUCUCUGGUUUCCUGGGACUUUAUUUGGCCAAAGGCUCCAGGGUGAAGCGACUCAUAUUUCCUGUUGGACUCAUGGCUCUGAGUGCCUCCAUGUUUUACCCUCAGCAGGCCGCCUCCUUACUCAAGGUGAGCUGGGACUCGGCGUACACCUGGGCUCAGCAGGGCCGCGUCACCCUCGAGACUCUAUGGAAAGAGCAGCCGUUUGGUAAAAAGAAGAAGAAACAACAAACAGAGAGCAACGACACAGCGAGCUGAGAAGACGUGAAGACAAACACCUCUCCAUCCUGAGAGCCUUUCACCUCCCAGUAACACACACUCACACAAACACAACUCUUGUAGAUCAUCUCUCUGCAUUGUUCACACACAGCCACCUGUCAGGACUUGGAAGCUGUAUUUUUUUUAAUUAUUUAUAAUCUCGCAGUUGUAUCACUUAACAUCAGUCUUGUCAUACCAGUUCAUGUUCCAUGUAUUCAGCAAAGUUUGUGACGGUACUUCGUGGAACAGCACUCCUCCUCCGCUGUAAACCCUCCCAGUUUCUCCUUGAAUGACCUCAGCUCUUCCACUUUCCGUUUUGUCGUUAAGUUUCCACAGUGUUAACUCUCCUGUGGGGAGUAAAACGUCCAAAAAAGUAUCUGCCGAAAGCACCUCCUCAUUCAGACUCACAGACUCAUGAAACUGUUCACUGUUAGAGUUGACACGAUUAGCAGAUGAACUGAUUAGUUCAUCAACAGAACAUUAAUCAACUAUUUUGAUAAUUUAUUCCUUGUUAAGUAAUUUUGGUGGUUCCAACUUCCCAAAUAUGAGAUUUGAGCUUGUUCCUUGCCUUACUUUAUAUUUGGGUUUUGGACUCUUCAAAAGCGAUUGACCUUUAAUGGACCAAUUAAUCCUAAAUGAAAUCCUACUGUGAGCAAACCAGUGAUUGGAAACACAAAUAGAAGGUUUUUUCCAGUUCCUACCUCUACUACUGAGGUUAUUUAUCUUUUAAUCUCUUUACUUUGUUUUAGUGGAAUAGCUUAAAUCUUGUUGCUUUCAAAGUGAGUAAAACAUUUUGGUGCACAUCUGGAUUGUGAUUAUGUAACACCUUAAGAGGAUUGGGCAGAGAUGUGUGUUUUGUGAGUACUCCCAGGCUGGUAGGUGGAUUUUUUUUACAUUUGGACAGAGCCCAGCUAGCAGGUUUACAUGUAUUUAAAGUCUUAAUUUGAAGGGUACGCUAACUUGCCGCUUCGCACUUCUCAUCUAGCUCUCAGAAGCAAAGCAAAUGUGCAUUUUUCUCAAAAGGUCAAAGUAUUCCUUUUGCUAUCUUUUUCUCAGUGUUAUGAAGUGCUGAUUUUUUUUUUUUUUUUUUUUAUGAGUCACACCCAACACCAUGAUAACUGCGAGUUUGACCAGUCCUGUCAUAUGUUGGUUGGGAUCUAGUCUGUAAAGUGCUGCCUCUUAUGAAAACCUUCUCUUGCCUGAGUGCUGCUGUGAUCUUGUCAAGCGCAGGUCUCAAAGACCACCAUUCAGUGGGCUGACAUGCUCAUUGUUUACUAUUUGUUUCAUAUAUAUCGGCAUAUUUAUUUCCCCACCUGUUGUAUUCAUGUCGCAUUUUGAUCCUAAUAAUAUUACUAUGCUACAGUAAAGGGCCAAAUAGUAUGUAUACUCCAGCUUGAUUUACUUAAGAAUGAAGUGAAUGAGAAUGUGUUUACUGUCCAUGUCUAAUAAUGCAAUGUAUGUACUGUGUGAGGUCUUGUCUUAAUGUAAUUAAAUCUGGCAUUUGGCUGAGGAUGCCUCACUUCAUCGGUCAUUUAACCAAAACACUUUAUUUUUGUUGUAUGGGUGAUUUGUCAUUCAUAAAAUAACAUUGACAUUCCUAGAUUAUCAUGUAGAUGGCUGUCAACUGACUCAGCUAACUAUUCCAAUCCAACUAGUCUAGGAGUCUGCUAAUGAGUUCUUAAUCAUAAAGAUAUCACAUGAAGUUGAGCACUUGAUCAGAGACAAAAUGAUAUCCACAGGGAAAUUUUGUUACUGGGAAAAAAGUGAUAUUAAAUGAUAUAAGUAGAAUAUUAAUUGAAUUAGAGACUGCGGAAAUAAUAUCCCGAUAUUAUCUAAUUAUUAUGCAGGCCUGUUUAAGUUCUGUCUAGGUUUAAGGGAUAUUUAACACCCUUAGUUGUAAAGUUCCUCAUACUGACUCUGAACAUGGAGAGAAGACUGGUUUCCAGUACUGGAGACUCAUUCCUCUGAAGAGGGGUGUGUGGUUUUGUGUGUGCAAUGAUUGUUUUGUGUGAAUGAGAUUUCAUGAAUAAACAACAGCUUACCUAAGAAACCAAACAGUGUUGGCAUCUUCAGUGUGUUCAUGCUGACACUUUGGUUCUUUGUCUCAUGAUGAACAAACUGUGAUGAUUAAUUGAUGAACUUCAGAGGAGUUAAAAGUUUUUCCUGCUGUCAAAAAGAGGAACACAUCAGGGUCUGAGUUUCUGAUAAGCUUCAUUUAUAAUUUACUGAGCUAAUUACUGAUGUGAGGAAAUAAUAUGAAGCUGUAAUCACCACUCAUGAGGUUCAUCUGUUUGUUAAAAGUGGACAUGUGAAUCCUGGAAAAACAAAGGGAUUCUAUUGAUCAGUUUGUCCCUGUGAGAAGCUGUUUUUUGUUUGUUUAGACGACAGGAAAAGGACAGAUCACGUGUUAGAUCCUGUUGUGAUUGAAAGUGCAACAUUUCCUCAUAUCACCCCACAGAAACUUCACAGUUGAAUGUGAGACUUGAGGUGAUGUGAAAACAGACGUUACUGAAGUUACCUGAAGAAGUCUUUGAACUGAAUAUUCUUGUUCACUCUCACUUCCUUCCUUUUCUCCGUCUAGUUCUGAUUUACCUCAGGACCACUAAUGUUUCUGCAGACAGAGUGGAGGACAUGAUGUAGCUCUACUCUGCUACUUGACUGAACUCAAUAGCAAAAGCACAUUUAUGACACCAAGAGCAACAGAAGAACCCAAGUGUUACAUGAGGUUGCUGUUCCUGUUAAGAUGAUUUUCACUUCCUCAAAUUUUAGUUAUUUUGAGAAACUGUUCAGUUGUACUGUGGCAAAAACUAUAUGUGAACAGCUAUAGCAGAAGUGUAUCAUAGUUUUCUCACAUCUCUCUGUGAAAAGCAUGGACACUUCUUACUACACUUACCAAAUAAAACACUUCAGGUUUUAUUUUUACUGCUCCGGAGCAUCCGGUUUUCAUUUUCAGCUUCUGUGAGUUGAGGUACAACUAGAUGGUGCACAUUUUAUCAUACGGGAAAACUAAGAGACUGACUAAACAGCCCCCAUCCCCACUCACUCAACCACACAUCACAGGGAUUUUACUGAAAAAGAGGAAAUACGGAGAUCACCAAAUUAUUACUCCUCAUCUUGAGCUUGAUAUCAUAUCAAUGUGUCAUGGGAAUCCAUUCAGUACUUGUGACGCUCACUUAAAACCACUCUCAUGGUGGUGCUGGUGGAAAGGGUCAGGGGGUCACCAAAGUCAUUAGGAUUCACCCCAUAGCUACCAUCACAGUUUGUACCAAUCCAUCACAUGGCUGUUGAGACAUUUCAGUCUGGACCAAAGUGAUGGACCGACCAACAGAUCCACAGAUCAAAAUUACCUUUCUUAAAAAUAUGAACCUGUUCUUUAAUAAAAAAUAAAUAGCAAUUUUAUGAUGACAGAAGCUUUAUAAUUUUUAACCUCUGUCUGUGCUGUUUGAUGGCCGAGUACUUUUCUCUGCAGGGUAUUUAUUGCUGCUUCACUCAGACAAACUCCUUUAUGGCACCAUUUCCUUCAGGAAGAGUAUUGUGUCAUAAGGGCUAUAUAGCAAUAAACACUGCCCUGUUCCACCGUCCAAGUCAUAAUGAGGUCAGGCUGUCAAAAUAAGACAAGUUGCAUUUAUUGUGUUGACUAUAAGAGCCCAGAGGGGCUCCACACAGAUAAUGAAAAGCCUGUGAUAAACUCUACAUUGGAACAACUUUGAAUAACCUGCUUUCAAAGUUUCUGCGUACUGAGUAAAGUUGUAAAACCACACUGCAAUGCAAUUCAACGUUAGAAAGCCUACCCCACACACAAAUUGAAGUCAUUAUCAUCAAAUUAAGAUGAUUAUU